GUAUCAUUUGUUACAUUGAAAGGUGUCAUAAUCUGCACAAUCUCUACAGUGAAAAGUGUGUUAAAUAGUCUGUUAUAGUGAACGGUAUUUAUUGACUCUGUUAUAUUGAACGGUGCAGUAUGCUGUCUUAUAUUGAAGGGCAUCAUGUCGCCUUUCACAUUAUCAGUGUCAGACAAGGAGAGGUUCAGUGUGAGUGUGUGAGUGAGGGGUUGGCGCCCUCCUGGUAACUGUGAGUGUGAGCGGCGAGCGGCGCAUCUUCAAGGUCACUUCAAAAGUAAACAAAAGGGCGCCAAGGUGUAUAUAAAGAGAUGACGUCAUUAUCUCCAGGCCGCAGGGACAUUCUAUGGUGAUUUAUACAACACAUUGCCAGUACCUUAUUAUUGGCUCUCAUUAUUGUCUAGAGUUGCUUUAAAUGCUAAACCUGCAUCAUUAAUAGUUUGACAGAUGAGUUCUUAAAUGUAAAACUUUUCAACAACCUGUUAGUAUGCGCCAGUUUACUUGUGAAUAAUAUCAAAAGAUACUAAAACAUUUAAAUUGAAGAUGAAUUGCUACUUUUACCAUCUCUAUGAGUUUUUUCAAAUAUCAAAAUUUAUAUUCAAAGAAUGUAAAAACAGGUCCAAUGAGUCAUUUUAAACAAAAAAUAACAAAACAAAUAUUUUUUUAAACAUAAAGACAACUACAAUAAUGAAACAAAACCGCAGGAACCAAUAAUGAAAGUGUUUAUUUAUUGUCGAGCUGUGUUUUGGGCGUGAAAAAACAAGAUGGCUGCUGUGAAAGAGACGUUGAGGGGAUAAAUAAGCUUGUGACACCUCCACCACCGCCUGCACGACCCUUCCACCCUGACACCAGCGCAGCCCAAGGUUGAUUCGUGGUGUUGACAGCAGCAGCAGCAGCCUUGCCACAGCCCACCGGCACCACCAGCUUGAUUCCCACACACACUACACCAUUCCCUUGACCGUCUCUUUCAUGUCCCUCCAGCCACCACCAUGUCUAAAAAUGACAAGUCCAAGUCUCAGAGCUUUCUCAACAAAAUGGACAAGAUGCUCACAGGAACCUCCAAGAAGAAGGUUCCGAGCAAGGAGCGCGUCAGUAACCUUCCAAGGCCAAACUCGGACCUGGACCUGAAUGAGAUGGAGGAGGACCAGUACUACCUUGACAACCUGGCUGAUGAGGAGGUGCGGGAGAGGUUCCUCAACAUGAUCAAGGACAUGAACAUCGCCAAUGAGUCUGUCAUGAUGAACACUCCCCUGGACAAGAUGCGCAUCAUGCUGGAGAAUAAUUACAAGAUGGCCCAGACACAGCACAAAUUGGACUCCCCAAAGGAAUAUAUUGAGUACCUGCGGCGGGAUGACCUGAGUCCCAAGGCAAUAGUCAAGACCCUGGAGACGCUACAGGUUGCCCUCCGCAGCAACAAGAUCACGUGGCUGCAGGAGUUUGCCCACAGUGGCCUCCGUGUGUUGCUGGCCAUCCUUAAUGAGUGUUAUAGAAGCGGGAACAACAACCGUCAGUGGGACAACGUCCAGUUUGAGGCCAUCAAGUGUCUGAAGGUGAUUUGUAACAACAUUGUGGGCAUCAAGGAGUUCUUCCGGCAGCCGGAAGGCUUCACUCUGCUGGCCCAGAGUCUGACGCCCUCAAAGCCGGUCAUCAUGCUGGAGGUGCUGCGCCUCAUGAGCAGUUUCUGCCUCCCGCUGUGGCAGCAGGACGGGCUGGACGGCCACAGGGAGGUGCUGGAUGCCAUCACCAUCGUCGGGGAGCUCAAGAAGCAAGAGCGCUUCACUCCAAUCAUCAUGGGGCUGGGCAUGCAGGACAAUGAUCUGCUGCGCCUCAACUGCCUCUCCAUGGUCAACUCCAUCAUCAACUUUGUGCCCGACGACAACCUGGACUUUCGGCUGCACCUGCGCAACGAGUUCAUGCGGACGGGCCUGCACGACCUGCUGGAGAUCCUGGAGAGCAGCGAGCACGUGGACAUGAGGAAGCAGCUGGAGGUGUUCCACAAGUCCCGCCUGGAGGACUUUGAGGACUGGCAGGAUCGCUUCAUGAUUCACGUUGACGAGAUGGACGAUCUGGAACGCUGCUUUGAGGUGCUCAAGAACCAGGUCCAGGACUCCAACUGUGAGACGCCCAUGCUGUCCAUCCUGCAGCACCUCGCCUUCAUCCGCGACGACGAGAACUCCCGCUCUGCCUAUUACAAGCUGAUUGAGGAGUGCAUCUCACAGAUCGUCCUGCACCGCAAUGGCUGUGACCCGGAUUUCAGGGCCACCAAGCGUUUUGAGAUCAAGGUGGACCAGCUGCUGGACCAGUUCAAGGAGGAGACACGCACCAAGAACGAGAAGGUGACCUCUGAGUACCAGGCCCAGCUUGAGGACGCCCUCACCAAAAACCAGAAGCUGGAGGCUGAGCUGGCUCUGGCCAAGUCCCAGCUGGAGGAGGCCAUGCGCACGGGUGGUGAGGUGGCCAAGAAGGGCGGCCUGCCUGUUGUGCCCGGCCUGGAGCAAAGGAUUGCUGCCCCACCACCACCACCACCACCACCUGGCAUGGGAGGGCCCCCACCACCACCACCACCACCUGGCAUGGGAGUACCCCCACCACCCCCUCCACUGCCAGGAAUGGGAGGACCCCCACCACCCCCUCCACCACCAGGUAUGGGAGGACCUCCUCCCCCACCACCACCCCCAGGCAUGGGUGGUCCUCCCCCUCCUCCACCACCACCAGGCAUGGGUGGACCACCACCUCCUCCCCCGCCAGGAAUGGGAGGUCCACCACCCCCCCCGGGCAUGGGCUUCCCCCGCAUGCCCUGUGCGCCAGCCCUGCCCUUCGGCAUGACCCUGAAACGCACCAUGAAGCCGCCGGCGCAGACCAAGCGGCUGCAGUGGAGCAAACUGAUGCCAAUGCGCAUGAGUGAGAACAGCAUGUGGGUGCGGCUCAACAAGAAGGACUCUGCCAUCCGCCAGGAAGUGCUCAAGGACCUCAGUGAGCAGUUUGCAAUGAAGCAGGUGCGGCGGAAAGACCCAGAGCAGGCCGAGAAGCCAGCCAAGCGGGACAAGGAGCUGCGGGUGCUGGACACAAAGACCAACCAGAACCUGUCCAUUGCCCUGCGGGGACAGUUCAAGCACAUGAGUGUGGAUGACGUACGGUUGGCCAUCCUGCAGUGCGACGAGUCUAUCCUGUGCACUGACUCGGAGGGCAAGCCCGACGCGGCCACCCUGCAGACCCUCAUCGUGUCUCUGCCUGACCACGACGUGAUCAACAAGGUAGUGGCGCUGGAGGACCCCGGCGACGACCUGGCAGAGGGCGAGCUGUUCCUGUACCGCAUCGGUCGCAUCAAGAAGCUGGUGCCACUGCUGCGCAACAUGGCCUUCAAGACGGAGUACCCCGCGCUGGUCAAGGAGACACGCCUCGACAUUGUCAACACCAAGGCUGCCCUCGACGAGCUCUCCAACUCCAAGAAGUUUGAGCGCGUGCUGGCAUACAUCCUGGAGUUUGGCAAUGUGCUCAACUCUGGCUCAAAGAAUGCAGACACGGUGGGCUUCGACAUCAGCUUCCUCCCCAAACUGUCCAACACCAAGAAUGCUGACGGCCACACCUUGCUCCACUACCUCGCUGACACACUCAUGAGGGAAGAGUCAGAGAGUUCAGACUUUGAGGACGGACUCAUCCACUUUGCCGACGCGGAGAGGGUCAACGUGGAUGUGGUGAAGGCAAACAUUGAUAAGAUGAAGAAGGAGAUUAAAAACAUUGGCAAUGACCUGCAGAGGCAUGUCAAGCAGGACCCAGAGGACAGGUUCAAGGAGAAGUUUGAAGAGUUCUUCCACGAUGCGGAGAAGGACAUAGCACUUCUGGAGACAGAGUUUGACAUGAUGCAGAAGAAGUACGAGCAUGUGGCUGAACUCUUUACUUUUGAUGUCAAUAAGUACUCACAGGAGGAGUUCUUCAGGGACAUCAACAAGUUCAUAGUCUCAUACAAGACCGCAAAGGAGCAGAUCAUGAAGGAGGAGGACAAGCGGCGCAGGGACCAGGAGGCACGGGAGAGAGCCGAGAGGGAGAAGGCGGAAAGGGCAGAGAGGGACACGAGGCAGAGGGCACUCCAUGACGUGACCAAUGACCAGAGCAACACAGAGGUGAUGGAUCAACUGGUGCAACUCAUCAACACUGGACAAGCGUUUGAUGUGAUGGGGGCCGGGCGCAGACGACGACCAGGGAAGACAACAGCCGAGAGAAGGGCCCAGAUGAACCGCAGCCGUUCUCGCUCAGGGCUAAUCACGCAGUCUCCCACUAGCAAUAAGGAUAUCAAACUGAGUGAAGGAAUGGACAUCGACGUGGAGAACCAGCCAGCACGUCCCUCCCGGCCCCGCACGCGCCGCCCCGGCCUGCCCACCGGUCUGGAGUCACGGGACAGAAACUUUGGCCAGCAGAACGAGAAUGGCAGUGAUUCUUCGGACGCCCUGCUGCAGCGGCUGAGGGAGCUGUAGGUGGCGCCUGCUGCCGCUGCCUGUCACCCGCCAGGAACAAAGGCUCAAUGCACCGCCACCUGUCUGUGUGAGGCAUGGCACUCCGAUGCUGUCUGGGUGGCACUGCGGCUAACACUGUACAUAGACAUACCUACACACUCACAGACACACACAAACACCAAGUCAGUAAGGUAAGGCAAGUGUUCCUUCUCGUAUUUUCUCAGUCCGUGUGAAUCCGAGGAAAUAUUCCCCGUAAUGGAUCUGUGGAUUGAUCCGCCCGACUCGUGGUGAUGAGUGGUGUAUAGGACGCCCCACUUGGCCCGCCAGCCGUGUGUGUCGCUCCUUUGUGUGGAGUGGCGGCGGUGGCGGUGCAGUCUGGCCAACUAAAGGGAAGUCAUUCUUGUGACUUGCCAAAGUUAGGUUGGCAAGUUGCAAGAUAUACCAUCUCUCCAACCUUUUAUAUGCAUUGUAUUGCAAUAUUUUAAUUAUAUCAAAGUUGCAGUUUUACUUAAAAUCUGUAUGAUGAGUAUAUUUUUUUGACUUUUAUAUGAAGUUUGCAAUUUCCAUUUUGAGUAUGAAGGUCAUGUAAGUGUGAGUGAGUUCCAGAAUAGCAAACCACCACAUAACAUAACAGUUCUGAGUGUUGAUAGUGUAUAACUUAUUGUUCAUCUUAGCAAUUCUGGGUUCCAGAUACUGCUGUGCAUUGAUUGCUUCUCCACUUGUGCUUCUCUCUUUGUUAUAUUUAUUGUUGUGUCUGUACUAAUGUCCUGAUCAUGAUAGCUUUAAGCACACCAUCUCAGAUCAGCUCCUCGUCCUGCCUCAUGUUGUACUGCCAGUAUGUAGUGUUCAAGACUUCAAGUGUUCCUUCCUGCCAGCACCACCUCUGCUCCUCAGUAGUCCUGCACACCACUCCCACAUUGCCCCAUUGCCUGGCCUGGUGGUGAGUGCUGUCAUUGUGUGUGGACAGAGAGAGGAACCAUUGUCCAUUGUGUCCUCAGCAAGACUUUUGAGACUCACUUCUCCAGGGAUGGUUGGUGAUCAAAUAUGCUUACAUAAGUGAACUUGAUUUGUCACCAAUAGUGAGUAAUCUGAUUCCUCAGUGGAUGGACAGACUGCUCUUUGAAGUAAAAACUGUAUUUGGGUGUGUUUCAACUACUGUAUUUCAAGUGAUCUUGGUAAGCAGGUCACCCUGAGGUUCUGAGUGUACUAGUUGCCACACCCUCAGUAGAAUAAUGCAUCAUGUGUAUAUCCAUAAGUUGAGAGAACAGUCACAGUGCAGCAGCAUUAGUCUGUUGUUUAGUGCUAUCCCUGCCUGUUACUGCCUCACUCUGAGGGUCUUUAUCUGACAUAACAUGUUUGAUAAAAGAUUUUUCAAUUGGUUCUUUUCAGGAAUUGUAAUAUGUGCUCAAAAGUUCAUUUUUAUUGUAAGUGGAGUGAUAUAUUAUGAGAAUUUCUUUUCAAAUGAUUCUUGCAAAAUUUUCCAUGCAAGGCAACAUGUUGUGGCUACAGUCUACAGGGUGAGUGGUGGGAUUUGUGUGAGAGAAGGAAGUCAUGAGGGAACAAGUUGACCCUCUCCUUCACACCAAUCGUUUGUGAUGCAUUGCCCGUGCCUUCCCAUUUCUCCGUCUCUCCUCGGUUGUAUCUCUCUGCCAGAAUAGGUCUUGGCUACUGCAUUCCCAAGUGUUAAGGCAGAUAUUUAUUUUUCUUUCAAGGGGAGGGAGGAAUUGUAGUAUAAGGUGUAUAAAGAUAGGUUAGUCCCCCUUGAGUAAGGUUGCCACAAGUGGAGAAACCUGCUCACACUUUUUUAUCUCUUUCUUCAGAUUUCCUUGAGUUUCUGAAAUAGCAAGAUUAUUGGAGGUCUUAUUGGUUGCAAAUGUGCUGUGAACUCCUGACAUGAAGCUUGAAAAGGAAGUGUGUGUUGUGUAGUCAAAUUUUGUACAGAUGUCUUACUCUAUGCAUUCUGUAGCCUGUGUAAUGUUGUGCUGGGAACGUGUAGCAAUGCAAGCAGGAGUGCACCAAUCACAUGUGUUGAGAGAAGCUUCAGUAACAUAACAAGCUUUCAUGCAUGGUCAGCAUUGCCACAGUUAUCCCAUAAAGCCAAGUAGAUACACACAAGUGGUUACUGAUAUGAGUUGUCAGAGUAAUACUAUAAUAGUGUGCAGUGUGUGAUGAUACUACAGCAGCCAGCAGCACAAGAGUGUAUACCAGGUGCUGAGAAAAGCAUUUUGAAAUUCACCCAUAGUUUGGAUUGAUUUUAAUGAUCCUUCAUAAUGAACAAGAAUACAUAUCCCUUGGUACAACAUGAUACCAGAUUCUUUGUAAGGUCUAACUAAAUUUUAUUUUAUGUGUGAUAACUUGAAGUUGAUGUGUUUGUCAUCUUCGUAUGUGUUAUUUUUAUAGGAUUCAAAAUGGUGUUUAGAUUUUAUUUACUUCUCAAAAAUUGUCUAUUUUUUACUUCCCCAAAAAAUUGUUAUUUUUUUAUCAUGCAGUCCAAUGGAUGACUCCUUUCAUAAACUCCUGUUUUAUUCAUUUCAUUGUUUCACAAGUAACAUGAAACGUGUGUGUGUGUGUGUGAGGGAGUGAGUGUUGCAGUAAUUCUAAGGUUGAUGUGCUGAUCAUUCCACUCACUGCUUAAUUUUGUCUUAAGAGGUUUGAGUUUCAGUGUGCAGACCUGUGAUGCGACCUGACUAAAUUAACUCCUAUGGCUGUGUGUGUGUGUGUGUGUGUGUGUGUGUGUGUGUGUGUGUGUGUGUGUGUGUGUGUGUGUGUGUGGAGUCUCAUUUCUUGUGCCAUGAAGCUUGUCACGUACAUAGGUGCACUACAGAUGGUAAUAUAUUUAUCCGACAAUUGAUAAAUUUGCACCAUUUAUCUUUAUAUCUGUAGCGAUAUUUUCUUUUAUUUGCACCCUUCUCUUGUAUGUAAAAGAGAAAAACCAUAUCUUGAAAUAUUAUUCUUUAUAUUUUUAAUUCAUUUAAUUGUCAGAGUCAAGCAAGCCAGUCUUUUCUUAUGCACAAAAUGCAUUGUAUCAGUAAGACAUUUUCUUUUUUCAUGCACGAAGCAGCAAAUCUUAGUCGCUAGUAUUUAGAGCAUUCCUACAUUGGAUCUCAUGUCUAGGGGUUAUUACCACAUGUCAGAGUGUGAACAGACAACCAUAGAAGUGUUCUUGUGUGUAGCUGAUUAAGGAAGAAAGACGAGGAACAUACAAGGUUAAUACACUGGUCUGUGUGAGGGAGUGUGUCUUAAGCUGUUGUGGUUAUGGUGAAGAAAAUAGAAGUGAUGUUAGAAGAGUUCAGAAAAGCUGGUGUGUAUUUGCAGCUUCCAAGAAUAAGAGAAACAAUGUGGUGUGUGUAGAGGAGGGUAAAUGUGUGAUGUAUGUAUAGUGAUAGGAAGAAGCAGAGGCAGUUGUGGUGUCUGGGUGUGUCAGGCCUAAAAGGAUUGAUUGGGAAUGUUGGAGGUGAUGUGCAGUGCCUUCUUAACUCCAGGUGAAUGUGAUGCCUUAGUGAGUUGUCAAGUAGUCCUUCUUUACUCUACAUAGCAGGGCUGGUUAUCUAUUCACCCCUGCCCAUAUUGUCUGUUCUCCAGUGGUGAUGGAAUUCAUUAUCUACUACUACUGUGUACUACUAUCAUAAUUAUUAUCAUCAUUGUCAUCAUUAUCGCUACGGCUGUUGUUGUUUUAUUGUUGCAGCAGUCUCGCAUAUCAUUCAUCAUCAACACAUGCAUAUCACUUCAUGGCAGGUUACACAACAUUUUUUGGUUCAUUCAUAUUUCCUCUAUUUUUCUUUUUACCUGCAACUUUCUUUCUCUUUGUGUAAUGUUCAUGCAUAACAUAUUGACUUGAUUCAUUGUGAGGAGGUAAUAUGUAACAAAAGGCAGUGUUCUGGGAGGCACCCCAAGUAUACACACACACACACACACACACACACACACACACACACACACACACACACACACACACACACACACACACACACACACACACACACACACACACACUAUAUCAAGAACUGUGACUUCCCAAACAGAAGUAUUGAGCUAGGAAUGCCUUGGGUGUGGCAGCAACAAUGUGAGGAAGGAACACCAUUUCUCUGAAGCUGGAUAAAGACAGACUUGGAGACGAGACAGCGUGAACUUGUAUACUAUAGAUAGAUGAAUACAAAUUAAGUUACCCAACACACGCACAGCUACAUUUCGUACAAUUGGUGGUGCAUUUCUGUGAUAAAACUAUACAUGGUGCAUUUUUAUUUAUUCAUUUAUUCUUUUUUAUUUUUUUGUCAUCUUUGUCAGUUUGUAUCAUUGUGUAUUUGCAGUAAUUCCUUGUUUCUUCAUUCCAUUUCCCCUCAUUCCUCAUCACCACAUACCUGGAAGCGAGCAGGUUUAUAGUGUAACGAGUGAGGUGCGUUUGGUGUUAAUCGGCCUGGAAACCUGGGAAGUGAGCCUGGUUUAUAAGGAUUUUUUUUAUAUAUUUUAUUUAUUUAUUUAUUUAUUUUUUUUUUUUGCUAGAGGGGGACUAAACCUCAUAUUUUGUAGUCUCACAUGUGUUCUUAAUCUCUUCCCUCCCCCUUAGUGGUGCUUCCAGUGUGUGUGUGUGUGUGUGUGUGUGCGUGCGUGCGUGCAAGAGGUGGUUUUCUAUAGCUCUUUGCCAUUUAUUUACUUAAACGUGUGUAUAAGAACAAUGAAUUUUGCUAAUGUGCCAGUUUGUUCACUAUUUUAUCCGCACUUCCUUCAUCCACAACAUUUGGCUGUUGUGGUUUAUUUUCCACGUUCAGAAACGCUUUGCUCUCACCAAGACUGUUUUCAGAGGCCACAUAGAUGAUUGGCGGGAUUCUCAAGAGUGUUUCUGCUAUUAAUGGUAUAUAAAUCUUGUCAUUCUAUCAUUUGAACCAUAAAAACACCUUAAAAAACUUAUGUAACUAUGAAUAAAGAAAGCCUUUUGAAAUAGUUGGGGUAAGGCGCACAAGUGUUUGAGAAUAUGAGUAUGUUUUCAAUUGACACAUGAUUUUUCUGAUAAUAUUGAGAAAAAAAAAUUACCCUCUGUCUGUAUUCCAUAAAAGUAUUGCUUAGAAACAGAUGAUAUCUCUCAAUUAUUUUCUAGUGAUAGUUGAUAUUUUACAUUCUUUUCUGAUCACCAAUAGAAGUGCCUUGGAUCCGCCAGUUAGUAGAGAGUGUAUCUUGUGUUGCAUUGCCUGUGAGUAUCCCCAGUGUGGCCACAGUUAAGCAUUAUCGAGGCAUAACUCCAACCACGUUAUGCUUCCCUGUAUAUCAAUGCCAUUUCUUGUGCCUCUUGAUGUCCUGUUUCUUUGUCAAGUUCCUCUCCCGUGUGCACUGUUGUGUUUGGCCUUUUUUGCUCUGUUAUUUAUGCAUUUAUUUAUUCCGUUCAGUGGAUGUAGGCAGUGCAGUGUUGUGUUUUCCUUUCUUCAUAUCAGAGUUGGGAUGCUUUUCUCUUCCCUCCUGCCAAGGCUAAGCAUGUGUGUCGUGGUUUUUGCAGUAGAUCCUUCCUUUUCUUCUUUUUGCUCAUCUAUGUAUCAAAGUGUUCAGGAUUUGCAGUCAGGUGCCUCCUUGGUGUGCCUCGGCUAAAGGGUAUUGAAGAUUUGGUGAUAUCACAUGUUUUAUUUGACACUGUGUUCAUUUACUUAGUACUGAGUGAGUCACAUUUGUUUUUAGUUAUGUGUUCCUUACAUUUCACUCAUCUAUGGGGUAAUAUAACUGAAAUUUCUCUCUCUCUCUCUCUCUCUCUCUCUCUCUCUCUCUCUCUCUCUCUCUCUCUCUCUCUCUCUCUCUCUCUCUCUCUCUCUCUCUCUCUCUCUCUCUCUCAAGCAUUGAUGCUAUAUACAUUAAUUUAGCAUUGAGUUCUCUUCCCCUCCAUGGAUAGUGCCAGAGUGCCAGUAUCAACACAGCCACACUCGUCCUUCCCUCCUCUGUGUGCCCUUCCUCUCAGUGCAUGAACUGUAUAGAUUUCAAGCACUAAGUUUUCCUGUUCCCUGGUCUGUGGUGUGCCUUGUCUAUAUUUUGCAGCCACAAGCAGGUUCUUCCCUCACACCAACUCUUACUCAGGCUGCAGACACUACUGGUUUGGUCAUUUGUAUCCUCUCAGUUUACAGUUCAUAUGGUUUUCCAGUACUUUGGCUUCCCUGUGUGUGUUUUGCUUUGUUGAAGUGUCUUUGUAUCUGCUCUGUUGUAUUUCCAUCUUCAAAGUGAUGAGUCUACUAUACUGUAUGUUGCCAUUCUGAAUUAUGAAGAUUGGUUAGGUUUCAUGUGUGUGUGGCUGUUUCAAAGGACAUUUUUAGGCCUCAAAUGUUUCCAUCUUUGUGAAUUGCUUAGACCUAGUCUGUGUUCAGCUUUGAAAGCUAUAAUCACUUGAAUGACUGGUCUGCUCUUUGUGUGUGUGUGUGUGUGUGUGUGUGUGUGUGUGUGUGUGUGUGUGUGUUUCCUAUGUGGGGUAUGCACUGUCCUGGCUGGUCUGUGUGUCCUGACAUGGCACUGUUGCAGUUAGGGGGUGGGGGUGAGGGUGUGUUGAGGCAGGGGUCAGGGGGGUGUGCUAGCUGGGGGCACACAGGGGAGGAGAGCCAAGCAGUGCCACCCAAGGCAACAGUACAAGUGGGAGUAAUUACUGUACAUACGAUGAGAGAUAGCAAUAUAUUUUUCUGCCGUACAUCCUGUGACCUCUGCAAUACCUGUUUCUAAAUGGAAAGAAAAGAAAUCUUCUGAAAGAUUUACAUUGGAAAACCAUUUGUAAAUAUUUUUAUAAAUACCAGAUAAUUUUAUAUAUAUAUAUAAUUUUUCUCUUCAAAAUGUUACCAUUAACUGUCUUGUAAUAAAGAUUGGCUUGGCUA
Portunus trituberculatus (swimming crab) is the source of this 11278-nucleotide messenger RNA. It is a transcript of the gene dia, whose product is annotated as protein diaphanous-like. The coding region runs from base 987 to 4469 and encodes 1160 amino acids. Gene Ontology annotation, biological process: actin cytoskeleton organization; actin filament polymerization. Lineage: Eukaryota; Metazoa; Arthropoda; Malacostraca; Decapoda; Portunidae. The record is from RefSeq and is a predicted model, not a curated record. Gene Ontology annotation, cellular component: actin filament; cytoplasm. Gene Ontology annotation, molecular function: actin binding; microtubule binding; small GTPase binding. The transcript has 10 exons.